Messenger RNA from Brassica oleracea var. oleracea, 1275 nucleotides. RefSeq names its product RNA exonuclease 4. The coding region runs from base 86 to 1081 and encodes 331 amino acids. Gene Ontology annotation, molecular function: nucleic acid binding; 3'-5' exonuclease activity. Gene Ontology annotation, biological process: rRNA processing. Gene Ontology annotation, cellular component: nucleus. The record is from RefSeq and is a predicted model, not a curated record. NCBI's taxonomy places the organism in Eukaryota, Viridiplantae, Streptophyta, Magnoliopsida, Brassicales, Brassicaceae. The transcript is spliced from 7 exons.
CCUUCUUCCUUCUUCCGUCUCUUCAUUGUCUCUUUCUACUCAGCAGACAGGCGAAACGCCUUUGAUUUCCAUUGUAUCUCCCUUGAUGUCUCCUCCGAAAACCACCGCCAAGAUAAGGCACAGAUGCGUUGCUUGCUUCAAGAUGUUCAAUAGACGCCAGCACCUUGUUGAGCACAUGAAGAUAUCGCACCACUCACUUCAUCAGCCUCGCUGUGGGGUUUGCUUCAAGCACUGUAAAUCCUUCGAAUCUGUUCGGGAACACCUUAACGUUCCGGACCAUCUUUUCAAAGGAGACUGCAAGUCCAUUUUCUCUGAACGAGGCUGUACUCUCUGUCUUCAAAUUUUCGAGGACGCCACUGCUCUCGCUGACCAUAAAAACAAGUGUCACCUCUCUGCACCUCUUCCUCUUGUCACUCCUACUAGGACUCUUGGUGUAAAUACACGUCUCAAGGCUGUAGCAAUUGACUGUGAAAUGGUUGGUGGUGGUGAUGAUGGGUCAACUGAUCUCUGUGCAUCAAUUUGCCUGGUUGACGAAGACGAGCAUGUCAUCUUUUCCACUCACGUCCAGCCGCAACUCCCUGUCACCGAUUACAGACACAAGGUAACUGGACUGACCGAAGAAGAUUUGAAGAAUGGUAUGCGGCUUCAGGAUGUACGAGAAAAAGUUUUAGCCAUCUUGUGCGGUGGACAUAAUGAUGGGGCUGGGAGGCUUCUUCUUGUUGGUCAUGACCUUAGGCAUGAUAUGAAGUGCUUGAAACUCCAAUAUCCUAGCCAUUUGUUGAGAGACACAGCAAAAUACGUGCCAUUGAUGAAAACAAAUCUUGUAAGCCAAUCACUCAAGUACCUCACAAGGUCAUAUCUCGGAUACAAGAUACAAUGCGGGAAGCACGAGCCGUACGAGGACUGUGUAGCUGCGAUGAGGCUGUACAAGAGAAUGCGGGAUCAAGAGCAUGGAAAGGCAGAAGAAGAAGGGGAUGGAUUGAACUCGUGGAAACAGAGCGAUCUAGAGAAGAUGAAGCCGGAAGAGCUGUACCACAACUCCACAUCAGAGUACCGCUGCUGGUGCCUUGACCGCCGUUAGAAAUCCAAGUUUCUCAUAAAUAGAGCUCCUCAUUUUCUUGAUAGAGUGAGCUUUCGGUGUUCUUUUUUUUCUUUUGGAUUUAAGCAACUGCUUUUGUGUGACUGGCUUCCUAAGAGGGCGAUACCAACAGCUCUCUCCUUUAGGAACUUGUAUAAAGAAAAGAAUAGGAUCCUCCUCCUUCAUAUUAUAGAUCC